AAACCCAAAAAAAACCCACCCAACAUUCUGCAAUUAAUACCCUCCAGAUUUUCUGAAAUCCCCAAAUUUCAAUUUAAGUUUGUUCUUCGCAUUCAAAUCAAUAGAAAUCGAUUUUCCUCUGUUGAUUUCUUUGAUUGCGAUGGCGGUUUCUGAUGUGGUGGUUCGCAAUUUGAUGAUGCUCUACUUGGCGGUAAUAGCAGCGAUCAAAGCAUACGGCCAGCUGAGUGGGCGGAGCUACGGCGGAGCAUCGGUGUUGAUUCUAUCCACGGCGGCAGUUGGAGUUUUGUUGCUCGGAGCUUUGACGUGGGAUGUAUCUCGUAAAGCUGCGACUUACACGGUGGUGACACGUGACGGCGAUGAGGCGGAGCAUGAGAUGUGUCGAGGAGGAAUCUGUUGGCACGGCGUCGCCGUCAAGUCGCCGGCGUCUCAGCUCCGGUUCCGGCUUCCACAACGUCAACACAUCAACAAUGGCCAAUGAAAAACAGAGGACCAAAUCCAAUUGACCAAAUAAUGUAAUAUAAACAGUUAUAAUCGAUCGAUUUGAGUAUAAAUUUUCAACUUCCUGAUUUCGGCUUGCAAUUAUAUGUAUAAAAAAAAAAUAAAAAUUUUUGUAUAAAUUUUUGAGGUAGUUAUUGGUAUUUUAUAUUUUACCAAUAUAA
This is a messenger RNA of Lactuca sativa (garden lettuce), 659 nucleotides long. RefSeq lists its product as uncharacterized. The record is from RefSeq and is a predicted model, not a curated record. NCBI's taxonomy places the organism in Eukaryota, Viridiplantae, Streptophyta, Magnoliopsida, Asterales, Asteraceae.